GAACAGUGGUGCACAGAGACGCAGAAACACUUCGUUGGGGUUUUAGUGGUCUGGGUGGAACUUGGACCACCAGAGGCCUUUUGAAGUCGACAGAUGCCUCAACAUAAUGAUCCUUAGUAGAAAUAAAAACAUGUGCACAGACUUUUAAAAUGUCCUGGAUGUAAAGAAGACCCCAGACUAUUGGUUCUUUCAAGGAUUUACAAGAGCAGUUGGUGGAUGAUACAAACAUCUCCAACACGGGAGAGCAAGCUUCCAUCCUGCCAAUUCAAAUAGACUUUAGAAAGGUGUAAACAACUUUAGGAGAGUCUACUUCAGCACCGAUGGCGGGGAAACCUCUGGAGAGUCUUAUGUCAGUUUCAGUAAACCAUCAGCUUGUGUCCAACUCCGCUGCUCAGCCCCGGAGGCAGCAGCCUGGCAGGGGGGUCAGCCCAGCAUCCCUGCACACACACAGGCAGAGCACACGCAGGAAGUGGGCGCAGUCUAUGUUUGGGUCCAGGUUAAACUCUGGUUCUUGUGGUCAGUCUGCAGUCCGGGCCGGGACACUGAGGGGUCAGCACUCUCCAGAAAAUGCAGCGCGAGAGAGGAGCCGUGUUCGUAACCUACGACAGGCUUUCCACAGCCUUCAGGCGGCUCUGCCCUCAGUCCCACCUGACACCAAACUGUCCAAGCUGGACGUUUUGGUUCUGGCUACUAACUACAUUGCUUUCCUGACGGAGACACUGGGCCAGGGACGGACGCUAGCUGAGCACACCCUGCCCCCCCAGCCAGGGGGAUACCUGCAUCCUGUUAAGAAGUGGCCCAUGCGUUCCCUGCUCUAUUGUGGCAGCGUGGCAGAGCUGCUUUCAGGAGUCCCAGUCAAUCAGACGCCUAUUCCUGGACGGGAUGGGACAUACCCCCUAACCCCCCACCAAGAAGUAAACAAAGAGUGAUAGCUAAGAGGGGUAAUAACUUUCCCCUAGUUCUUAUCUCAAAUGUUAACCAGCUGCAAUUGGGAGCAUAAGAAAAAACUUUAUCUGAAGUUUUUAUCCGUCAGUAAGACGCUUUUUUCCUUCUACAUGUUGUUUAUGUAGGCUCUUUAACAACACCACAGAAACUGAAAUAAAAACUUUUAAGCUAUGAAAAGUAAAAGGAAGGCAAAGAUGUUCACAUGUUAGAUGGAGUUCAACAAUAUGCAGUUACAAUCACAUUUAGAAAAAAAAACGAAUAAUCCUUUCUCAUUUCAUUAUUUAAUUCAAAAAUUGGCUAUUGCGUGACUAUUAUGUUUGUAUCUGCAAAAGCCUGAAAAGACAGAAAAUAUAACUUUUCCACCAGAGAAUAUGUGUGUGUGUGUGUGUGUGUGUGUGUGUGUGUGUGUGUGUGUGUGUGUGUGUGUGUGUGUGUGUGUGUGUGUGUGUGUGUGUGUGUGUGUGUGUGUGUGUGUGUGUGUGUGUGGGGGAGUGUGAAUCAUGGACUCACAGAUGUGCAGAGGGAGGAUGUUGUGGGAACACAGCUGCUGUCUGAUCACUUUUUAUCUCUGCAGUAACGAU
Molecule: messenger RNA, 1526 nt
Organism: Eleginops maclovinus (Patagonian blennie)
Lineage: Eukaryota; Metazoa; Chordata; Actinopteri; Perciformes; Eleginopidae
Product: transcription factor 24-like
Exons: 4
Coding region: 321-929 (202 amino acids)
Biological process (GO): regulation of transcription by RNA polymerase II; developmental process
Molecular function (GO): DNA-binding transcription factor activity, RNA polymerase II-specific; protein dimerization activity; RNA polymerase II transcription regulatory region sequence-specific DNA binding
Source: RefSeq, a predicted model, not a curated record